AGAAACGAGAGAGCGAGAGAGAGAGAGAGAGAGAAGUGGGAGGGAGGAGGAACACUGGAGACCACGGAUAGAUUUUAAAACAAACGUUAAACAACGCGAGGAAGAGCUGGAAGUUUUGGGCAUCGUUUUAACUUUAACAAUCUUAAACAGGAGCACAGAGAGUGAUGGAGUGUAGCACCAACCCGCGAGGUUCGUCUGUGAAGACAGGAGGCUGUACUGAUACCAUAUUUGAUAUACAGAGGAAACGCAAGCAGGAGGAAAACUGUAUUGCAAAAAAGGAGGAGCGCGAACAGGUAUUGAAGAGUUUGAACGAGUGCAAAGCUGAGUUGAACAAGAAGAUUAAGGAAGUGGAGGACUUAUACUUGAGCUUUGACUUCUUUCUCAAGAGGGAAGGUGCUCAUCAAGCUAUUGAGAAAGCAGAGAGGGAGAGGAAAGAGCGACUUCAGAAUGAGGCAGAGAUUAAAAGGCUGAAGGAGGAGUAUGCUGAACUGAUGGGGAGGAAACAGGAGCUAGAGCAUCAGCUGCAGGGACACGCUGUGUAUCAGGACUUCAUGGAGAGGGUCGUCAAAAUGACUAAGUUUGAAGAUGUGCAGCAGCUCACGGGUCAAUUGGAGAGUCUUCUCCACUUUAGAGACCAGCUCUAUCAGAGGGACAGUGAGGCGCAGGAGCAGGCCAACCAGCAGAGGAGAACUCUGCUGACACUGCAGGACCAGCAUCACCUGCUGCGGCUGCACAAGAACAACCAGCUGUCCCAGCUCCAGACAGAACUAGAGAAGAAAUGCUCUAAAGCUCUGACAUGGGAAAGGAAGUGGAACCACAUUCAGGAAACCGCAGCAAAGAAAACACUCCUGCUGGGACAGAUUAAGAUGGCAACUCUCAAUCUCUAUGAAAUGACAGGCGAAAAUGUAGAAGGAGAGGAAGGUGUGGAUAUGAAUGACACAGAGAAACAGCUGGACAAGGUCAAGUUGUUUAUCCAGGACCACGAUGACAUAGUGAAACAGCAUCAAACUCCCACGCAGAGACACAACAAUGGACCGAAGAGAAGAGAACAGAAAAGAGACAAACCCAAAAAGUCCACCACACCUAACUGUAAGAAAGAUUAAGCUUCCAUGCUGCUUAAAAACUGAAUUCACCAAACUACCAUUGAAUGGUGAACUUAAAAUUUGUUCACUAGUUGUUUUAAUGUAAAAGUGUGAGUUAAUGGAAAAUUUGAAGACAGUAAUCUUCAAUAAACUGUGUGAGUGCAAUCCUA
Dicentrarchus labrax (European seabass) is the source of this 1252-nucleotide messenger RNA. Its product is annotated as coiled-coil domain-containing protein 42 homolog. The coding region runs from base 165 to 1103 and encodes 312 amino acids. The transcript has 7 exons. The record is from RefSeq and is a predicted model, not a curated record. Lineage: Eukaryota; Metazoa; Chordata; Actinopteri; Moronidae.